Dothidotthia symphoricarpi CBS 119687 is the source of this 1485-nucleotide messenger RNA. Its product is annotated as Trimethyllysine dioxygenase. NCBI's taxonomy places the organism in Eukaryota, Fungi, Ascomycota, Dothideomycetes, Pleosporales, Dothidotthiaceae. Gene Ontology annotation, biological process: carnitine biosynthetic process. The record is from RefSeq and is a predicted model, not a curated record. Gene Ontology annotation, cellular component: mitochondrion. The transcript is spliced from 10 exons. The coding region runs from base 1 to 1485 and encodes 494 amino acids. Gene Ontology annotation, molecular function: trimethyllysine dioxygenase activity; iron ion binding.
AUGUAUGCAGCACGAGCGCUCCUCCGCUCGCGCCUCGCGCCUCCAUCCACCGUUGCCAAACCAUGUAAAUCCCCAACAUCGGCAUGCUAUCAAGUAUUUGUCCGCCAUACCUCGACGUCCACACAAGACGGUUCGCAGUCCAAAACGCCGGCCCUAGAUGACCUCCUCGGCGCGGAGCAGGUAGGCAAAGCAAAGACCUUGUCCCGCGAAGUGGGCAGAUUGAGCCGCGAGUUGGAUGCUGUGUACUCGCGCCAGCGCGGUCUGAAUCGCGUUUUGAAGGGCCCUCUUACUGUGAGACGUGUAGCUCGAGCGCGGGAGUGGGGGGGUCGGGUUAGUGUGAGGGACGGGAGGGUUUUUGUAGAGAAUAAGGCGUUGAGUGGGGAGGCGGAGAGGGAGAUUCCGAAGAUCUGGUUGCGGGAUAAUUGCCAGUGCGGUGGUUGUGUGCAUGAGACUACGAGACAGCGACUUCUUGAUACGUUCUCGAUUCCAAGCGAUAUUUCUAUCAAGUCGCAUUCUCUCAACACCAACAAUGUUUUGAGCAUCGAGUGGAGCGACGGACACACGAGCGAGUUUACCAGCCAAUUCCUCACCUCGACCGUGAAACCCGACCAUGACAAAGCCAUCAUACGUCAGGGUUUGAAGAACGUAUCCCUCUUCGACGCCAGCAUCGCCUCCUCCCCACCACGCCACACAUACACCGACGAGCGCCCAACCGCCAUCCACACCAUCCUCUCCAAAAUCCGACAACACGGCUUCUGCUACAUCGACAACACGCCACACAGCACGCCCACAGAAACCGAAACCCUCCUCCGCCGCAUAUCCUUCAUCCGCGAAACCCACUACGGCGCCUUCUACGACUUCACCGCCGACCUCGCCUCCCAAGACACAGCCUACACCAACAUCGCCCUCGAAGCCCACACAGACACAACCUACUUCUCCGACCCCGCCGGCCUGCAAGCCUUCCACCUACUCUCACACACGGAGGGCUCAGGCGGCGCCUCCCUACUCGUCGACGGUUUCAAAGUCGCCGCAGACCUGCAGGUCGCAGACCCCCAGGCAUAUCACGUCCUGGCAACGGUAAACGUCCACGCCCACGCCUCAGGCAACGACGGUAUAAGCAUCCAACCCUACCGCGGCUUCCCCGUGCUGGAACACGACCCCGCGACCGGCGCGCUGCUGCGCGUCCGCUGGAAUACGGCGGAUCGCGCGGGCGUGGAGAUGCCGAUUGAGACGGUGGGGACGUGGUAUGAGGCGGCGCGCAAGUUUGAUGCGUUGCUCAAGGAGAAGCGGAAUGAGUACUGGGAGCAGCUGACGCCGGGGCGGGUGCUGAUCUUUGAUAAUUGGCGCGUGUUGCAUGGGCGGAGUGCGUUUACGGGGAAGAGGAGGAUUUGCGGCGGGUAUGUGAAUCGUGAUGAUUGGAUUAGUCGGUUUAAGAUGGGGGAGUUUGGACGGGAGGGGGUUUUGGGAGCGUUGGCUGAGGGGUGA